CAGACUACCCUGCCAAUCAGCUCCCUGGGGACUCGAGGUCCCGAAGACUGUCAAUUACUUCCCUAUUUUGUCACCCUGACACAUGCAGCCUCAACGGGCGUCGAUAGCCAACAGCCAUACUUUGCGGCACUGUAUUCAGAAUCCAGACCGCGGAGUACGGAUACGCAUCCCAACACGAGAGACGGGGCUCCAAGCUCGAGAGACGUCGUCAGCUUGCGAGUCCAAGCAUGACGAUCCAAGUAUCAGCUUCGCCGUUGCUUCUUACAAUGCUACCGUCACUUCUGCCUCCUCCUCCUCGUCCGAUGUCUUCGGAGAUCCCGCUCCCACCAACCACAUCACAUCUGUUCUUACUUCAGACAUGACCGACAGACCUCGAAGGCAGGUCUUCCUCGAUUUCGGCAAGCCUGAGCCGAGACUGACAACCUCGCCACAUCGUGAAGCUUUGCGUCAAAAAGGCCACCACCGCGGGAAUCAAACCUUCUGUCACCAAAAUCGACUGAUGAUCUGCUGUCCCGUCCUGGGGUCUGUAGGUCGAUCCUCAUUCGGUGAGCCCUACUUACCUUACCUUACCUUUCCUUACUACAGUACGGAUAGAUACUCCCAAGUAGGUAUUACUCGGUCUUCUAAUCCCGAGCUCUUCUCUUCCACAUUGUGCGUGCUGUUGCGCCGCAACACACAAUGCCUUCCUUUCGUCUCGCCCGCUCAAACCGUUCGCUCGUCCCUUUGCAGAGUUUACAUGCGGAACCGACUUCGAAAUACGUACCACAUCUUUCGCACCGACACGAAGCUGUUCGCGGCAAUUGUCGUAUGAGGGAUGGUUUAUUCCGUUCUUUGACGUUGACGGAACCUACUGCACGCUCGCCCAUGAUCCAUUGUUCAAUCUCAGAUGCUCUACUCUAGUCCGGCGGCCUUCACUCUUCGCCUCAUU
Molecule: messenger RNA, 928 nt
Organism: Colletotrichum phormii
Lineage: Eukaryota; Fungi; Ascomycota; Sordariomycetes; Glomerellales; Glomerellaceae
Exons: 1
Coding region: 83-811 (242 amino acids)
Source: RefSeq, a predicted model, not a curated record